GAUGGGUCGUUAUCGGUUUUUGAGAUAACGUAACGUAAGCGUUAUGUGAUUUCCAAUAACUAGUUUCUUAACUAGUGAUUUUUAUAACUAGUUAUUUUCACAACGUUCUGAAGCAAACGUGAUAAUUGUAACGUAAAAUCGUUUGGUUAGCUAUGUGUAAGGUGGUCAAUGUAAAACGUCGUUUUCAUCUUGUCAUUACGAAUAUUGUAAAACCAGUGAUUUUGCGUGAGUAGUGAAAGUAGCCAAACAUCGACGCUAUGCCUUAAACAUAAGAGUGAAUUCGAUUUAACUUUAUGGCGUUGUGAUUAAAAGAGUUAUUGAAGACUGAUGCCUAUUUCGAUCGUUAAAUGGCGUUAUGAAUAUCACUAGUUUUUGUUGUAGUGGAAAACGAGUGAUCACUGUUCGAGCUCGUAACUGCAUAUAUAACCAGUUAUGGUUAAUAACGCCCAUCGCUAUUAUCUUAAUACUUAGUGAAAGUGAAAACCAUGGCGACGUAAUAUUGCGUUAAUAUUAUAAUGAUCUGUGAUUAGACUAUACAUCUCGAAAGUUAGCGCCAAAAUAAAAAAUACUACAAUAUUUACUUCAAAGAGACUACCUAGAUAGGUAGGUAGGUACAUGUUACCAACGGGCCCCAAUAAAAAACCUGAGUCUGUUCAGAGAAGUACGAGUUUAUAUUUAGUUCAACAUAUGACCCAUAAAUAUCGCUUAGCAGUUGCUAUUGCCGUUCUAAAGAAUAAACCAGAAAAUACUACAAUAGAACAAUACAUAGAACAACUACGGGAAAAAAUAAAAGAAAAUGAUGACGACUUCCUUUGUACUAACGACUUCAAUAUCGAUGAUACCGACUUCAAUUUUGGCGAUGAUGACUUCAAUUGUGACGAUACUGAUAUCUUAAUGACUAAUGAAGUGCUAGAAAAUGCUAAAACUAUCGAGAUUGAUAUUCAAAAUGAUGUUGAUAACAAUAGUGUUAACAUUUUAGAAAACUUUGAAGCAAUAGUUAAUACCAUAGAUCCAAAUAGUAUUGAAGUCGAAAAAAGUAAUGCUAUUAAUGCAGUAGAAGGAUUCCAUGGUGCAAAUAUAAGUAGGAGUAAGGAUUAUUUAGAAACUAACUCUAGAAAAGAAAAAAGUCAUACUACAGUUAUUGUAAAUGAGACAGAAAUGACUUCAAAUGGUCAUAAUAUACCCUCAGAGACAGAUUCAGUGAUAGAUAUUCUAAGAACGUUAAGAGACAUUGAAGAUAGUAUGGAAGUAGAGAACGCUACAAUAUUCGACAAUGCAUCUCAGGCGACAUACUUUGAGAGUUCCACAGAAGCAAUUGAUAUUCGCAUUAAUACCAGAACGGAUGACAGCAGUACGUUUUCAGCACACGAAGACUAUGAUAUGCAUACUCUAAAUACAGGAUCAGGUGGUAAAAACACGGCAGAAAAACCUGCAUCUUUCAAUGAAAGAAUCAUAGCUAAAGUCACUAAGAACUUAAACAAAGACGCUGCUUUUAAUUCAAAAACAAAUUCGUCAAUAAAAGAUGUCAAUAAAACCUUUAAUGAAGUUAAUAAUACCAAUACAAAAUCGGCCAAAACUGAACACGUUACAAACAGCAACGCCCAAAGUCUAGAAGAUGACAUUUUAAGAUAUGACAACCGAAAUGCAUCAGAAAGACUGAAUAAUGAUUUAUUUAAAGCUAAAGUAGAUAUAGUCGCUAAAACCAUAAAUAAGGUGAACAGAAAUGACUUUCACAACCUUAAUAAAACUGAUGGAGACAAAGAACGGCUGUUCCAUACAAAUAUAGAUGAAAAUGCACCUAAAGCAACCGAUCAUACAACACAAAAGUUAACACAAGACUCCCAAGAAACAAUAAUAUACACUUUGCAAGGGUUUACUCAAAACCCUGGACAUAUAAGCCAAUCCCAGUGCCCAAAUAUGGACAUACCUGGAAGAUAUUUGUAUGGUAAUAAAAAUAGGGAUAUAACUUUUGUUGAAAAAGAUAAUAAUACUAAUAAAGUAGAAAUAACUAAUCCAAAUGUCAAAGAAUUCACAAAUAUAGAUGCGAUAAUUCAAGAUCGUCAAAUCACAAAAGUCGAUUCGAGUCAAAUCCAAUAUAUAAUUGACAAUACUGGCAAGACCUACGCUGUUUUACAAGAAAUACAACUAAAGAACUCUCAAAUAGGAGAUUUCAAUGACACAAAUGGACACGAAGAAAAAAGAACUAAUCUAGAAGUCUUAAGAACUAACCAAGACCUAGAAGGAACACAAAUAGAUCAUCCAAGAACAAGUAUAGACUACGAAGAACUGGAUAUAGGAAAUACUUUUACAAAUACCGAAUCUCGAAUAGACAAUAUUGAUGUAGAUUCGUCGAACUCUCAACAAGAAAUAGUACCUUUUAAAGUUGUUAAGGAGUUGAGUAAAAUAAAAAGUUACUUGAAUGGGAAGGAGAGGGUGAAUACAGAAGUAUUUUCAUCAGAUUCGGGUUAUAGAAGUGACUCUCAACACAGUUCUUACAAGAGUGCACAUGUAUCAGACAACUGGGUGCACCAAUCAGCGCACUGCUUGUUCAACUACGUGCUACAGUGCCCUUUGGUGGUAGGCACACAAGACAUCGUCAGCGAGAUCUCUCUGGUUUUCGGCAGACUUAUUGACAGAUUGCAUGAAGAGGAGAAGUAUCCACCAUUCAUAGAAGAUCUACUGACGGCACUUGAUAAACUACUGAACGAUUUGUACCAUGGAGGUGGAUGUGACAAUAUUCUUUUAGAAAAAGACGAAAUUAUUCAGCGGAUAUUCUUGCUUAAUAAAUCAUCUCACAUUCUGAAAUAUAGCAUUGAGAAAAUAACACACAUACUAGAAGGCAUACACACACAUCUAACAUCAGAGGAAACAUACGAGCUAACAAACAUACAAGAACUCGAAAAUGCUACAUACAUAUUUUACGUACUAGAAAUUCUGUUACAAAAAUAUAUGAAAUUCAAGUCAAAAAGUAACUCUGAAAGUCAAAUUCUUAGCCAGAAUUCUCAGGAAGGAAAAAUUAUAAAGAAAAGCUCCAUAGCAGAUAUAUGGAGGAAAAAAUGGAAUUCCAAAUUUAAAGAAGUUCCUAUGGAGGGUAGUCAGAAAAUGUGUGUGUUAGUCAAAUGUGGUGAAGUGUUGAAUAGAAUUAUAGUUGGAUGUAUCGAGGGCUACAGUUUAAUAGCAUUUGCUGCUUUGCAAUGUUUUAAUUUGCUUCAAUCUUAAUUAUUCUAAGGUUUAUGUUUUAAAAAUGUUCUCUCGUGUGGGUUGUGAGGUGGAUUACCAACCCCAUCAACCCUGGUGUCAGGGUUACUAUUGAGCCGCCAAAGGCCUGACAUGACUCAUAUAACGACUACUUACUUACAUCUGUAGGUAGUGACCGGGACCAACGGCUUAACGUGCCUUCCGAAGCAUGGAUCAUCUUACUUUCAGACAAUGUAAUGUCCUAACCAAACUAGGGAUCACAAAGUAAUUUUUGUGAUAUGUCCCCCCCGGGAUUCGAGCCCGGAACCUCCGGAUCCUAACGCUCAACCACUUUACCACGGAAGCCGUUAAAAAAAUUGAACCUAGUUAAAGUUGACUAAAAAUUAUCAUAUUUUGAAAUAAUUACUUUAACUUAAACCCGCACCAUAAACAAUCGCCGUUUCUAGAAUGUUCUACUAUAAAAAAUAUACUAUACUAUGUUACUUACUGUACCGUCGAAAGUUUGCCAUUUGUAAUAAUUUUGUAAAUGUUGUA
This is a messenger RNA of Pectinophora gossypiella (pink bollworm), 3732 nucleotides long. RefSeq lists its product as uncharacterized. The record is from RefSeq and is a predicted model, not a curated record. NCBI's taxonomy places the organism in Eukaryota, Metazoa, Arthropoda, Insecta, Lepidoptera, Gelechiidae. Bases 616 to 3219 code for a protein of 867 amino acids. The transcript has 8 exons.